Molecule: messenger RNA, 2359 nt
Organism: Anolis sagrei ordinatus
Lineage: Eukaryota; Metazoa; Chordata; Lepidosauria; Squamata; Anolidae
Product: sodium-dependent proline transporter-like
Biological process (GO): sodium ion transmembrane transport
Cellular component (GO): plasma membrane
Molecular function (GO): L-proline transmembrane transporter activity
Source: RefSeq, a predicted model, not a curated record
GGCAAGGAGGAAGGAAGGAAGGGAGGGAGGGCGGAGGGCUCCUGUGGCCCCCCCGAUGCAGCUUUCUCCCCCGGAGCCCUUGCAGACGCAGGGCAGUGAUGUCCAGCUCAACGGGGCCCUUCCGGAGGGCCACCCUUCACCUCCUGCCGCUGUCCAGACCCAGGCCGCGACCCUUGCGACCCCUGAAACCACUCCGGCCAGAGAGACGUGGGGCGGCCGGUAUGAGUUCCUGCUCUCCUGCCUGGGAUACUGCGUGGGGCUGGGCAACGUCUGGCGCUUCCCCUACCUCUGCUAUCGCAAUGGAGGAGGGGUGUUCCUGAUCCCCUACUGCAUCAUGCUCCUCUUCGUUGGGCUGCCCCUCUUCCUGAUGGAGCUCAGCCUGGGCCAAUAUGGGGCCGCCGGACCCAUCACCGUCUGGAAGUGCUGCCCCCUCCUCAAAGGGAUCGGGAUUGGGAUGCUGCUGGUCUCCGCUUUGGUCUCUCUCUACUACAACGUCAUCAUCGCCUGGACCUUCUACUACCUGGCCAUGUCCCUCCAGAGCCCCCUGCCUUGGUCCUGCCAGGCCCCCCAGAAUGCCCCCCUCUGCUGGACACAGAAUGGCUCCUUGGCCAACGUCUCCCAGAUCAGCGCCAGCGAAGCCUUCUGGAAUGACCAGGUUCUGGGGGUGACGUCCAGCUCCGGCCUGGGGGACCCUGGCCCCGUGCGUUGGCCCCUGGCCCUCUGCCUGCUCCUGGCCUGGGCCCUCCUCUUCCUCUGCACCUUGAAGGGCAUCCACAGCUCAGGAAAGGUUGUCUACGUCACGGCCACCUUCCCCUACCUGGUCAUCUUCGUGCUGAUCGUCCGAGGGGCCACGCUGGAGGGCUCCCUGGAGGGUGUCCGCUUCUACCUCUCCGCUGACUGGAGUCGCCUGGGCAGUGCGCAGGUCUGGAAUGAUGCAGCCUCCCAGAUCUUCUACUCGCUGGGCAUCGGCUUUGGGGGCCUCCUCUCCAUGGCCUCCUACAACAAGUUCCACAACAACGUCAUCAGGGACACACUGGUCAUCGCCAUCGGGAACUGUGGCACCAGCUUCUUUGCCGGCUUCGCCAUCUUCUCCAUCCUGGGCCACAUGGCCUGGCGGAAGAAGGUGCCCGUGGGGCAGGUGGCCGACUCAGGUCCUGGUUUGGCCUUCGUGGCGUACCCAGAAGCCCUUGCAUUGCUGCCCGGCUCGGCCUUCUGGUCCGUUCUCUUCUUCCUGAUGCUCUUCACUCUUGGAGUGGACACUUUGUUUGGCAACAUGGAGGGCAUCUCCACAGCUUUGAUGGACGAGUUCCCCUCGCUGCGAGAGAGAAAGAGGAAAGCUCUCUUCCUGGCCCUCCUCUGCACCGCCUUCUACCUCUUGGGCCUCCUCCUGAUCACAGAGGGUGGCAUUUACUGGUUCACCCUCAUUGACGCCUACAGCACGAGCUUCGGCCUCAUCAUCAUCGUCCUCUUCAUGUGCCUCGGCAUGGCUUUCUUUUACGGGAUCAACCAGUUCUGCCGGGACAUUGUGGACAUGAUCAGCCGAUGCCCUCCCUGGUGCAGCCAGAUGGUGCUCUACUUCAAGGCCUGCUGGGUGGCCUUCACUCCGGGUCUACUCCUGUUCACCCUCUUCUACAUCUUCCUGGACCUCUCCAGCACCACCCUGCACUAUGGGGCCUACGCCUUCCCUACCUGGGGGGAAGCCCUGGGGGUCUGCAUGGGGGUCCUGACCUGCGGCCAGAUCCCCCUCUGGGCCGCCAUCGCCUUGUGCAAGGAGACCGGGACGCUGGCUGAUCGCUUCCGGAAGGCCAUCAGCCCGCUCAACUCCUGGCGCAUGGCCACGGGCCGGGAGAUCUCCCAGGCGGUCAUUGAGGUCCCUUACACGGUCAAUCUGACGGACCAUGACUUCAGCGAGGCCUGACUCCGAAGGGAUGGGCGAGGAAUGGACUUUGGCCCUCCUGGUUUUGUUGCUGCUGGUGGCGGCCACUUCGGAGGGAUAGGAGGAUCCGGCUGCUUCAUUGGGACAGAACUCCUGACCGGAGAAAGCUGGAGUCUUCCAGGAUCCUUCAUCAGGAGGUUGGUUGGAUGUGCAGGACAAGGGACCUCUCUGUUGGGGCUUUGGCCAUUCUGCGCCACAUUGUCCUCUUGGAACCCUGGGUUCCAAAAACAGAGGGUGUCCAUCCCUAAGCCUUGGCUCCCCCAAAUCCUCCUGCAGAACAAGGCCACCACCCAACACAGCCAAUACCCGAUUCCCUUGCCAGCAGGAAAAGACUCACUCCAAGCCACAGAUGAAGCCUUUGUGAAGCAAGGCAUCUUCUGGAAACUGAUGUCCUCUCUGCGGAAGGAAGAACCUGCGGAUCCA